Messenger RNA from Closterium sp. NIES-67, 307 nucleotides. The record is from the annotation of a GenBank genome assembly. NCBI's taxonomy places the organism in Eukaryota, Viridiplantae, Streptophyta, Zygnematophyceae, Desmidiales, Closteriaceae.
AAGCAGCGCACGCGCAAGCAGCCAUCAUUAGUUCCUCAUUUCCUUGACCAUCCAGAUCGCAGUUGUUGAAACAACCACCACAUCAGCUCCUUGCCGCGUCGUAAACUCACAGUUGCUGCCAAUGGCGUUCUGCGCGGUCCCGAUUCCUGACUCUCCGGGCCUCACGUGUACCUCAGCUGCAAUGUCUGGCAUGGCGGGACUACUCCUUCGGGGCGCAGGUGACGUCACGUCACAUGCCGACCCCCGUGCUCAAGGAUCAUGGAUGCGGCGACAUCGCAGGAGAUUGAGAGAUCGGGAUACUUACAUG